Ectocarpus siliculosus is the source of this 4683-nucleotide messenger RNA. The record is from the annotation of a GenBank genome assembly. NCBI's taxonomy places the organism in Eukaryota, Phaeophyceae, Ectocarpales, Ectocarpaceae.
AUGGAGGACUUUCAAAUGCCUGAGGACCUGGGCAACCUGUCGUCCUUGCAGGUCGAGAAAGCGGGUCGGUUCUGCGCCUCGCCGGACCUCCCAAGCUUGGCAGACGAGACUCCGGACCGGCUGAACGACCUCUUGGAUAGCUUGCGCGCGAGGCUCACCGAAGGCGACGCCGACGCACUGUCGGAGCAGGAGAACUUCGACGACUUGUUUUCGCUAGUCCGGGACUUCAAGCACCUGCGCAGCGAGAUCAAGGGGAGAGUUUUGAGUGUCCUUCACGACACGGUGGAGAGAACCGUGUCCGCGUUGGAAAAGAGAGGCCGCAGGGGUAACGGGAGGAACGGCGGGCGCGGGUGGGGAUCUAUUGAGGGAGACGGGGGCGAGGGCAGCCGCCAGCAGCAGCAGCAGCAGCAGCAGCACGGACAAGCCGAACUGCCGCUGCGAAACGCUUUCAAGAUGUCUGUGUACCUGCUGUACUCCGCGGCCUUCCCGUCGGAAGAGUGCUACUCGAGCGCCAAGCAGACGGCGGGCCUGACCAAACAGCCCGCCAAGGGAAAAGGCAGCCGCGGCGGCGGCGGCGGAGGGAGCAGGAAAUCUUCGCCCGACAGCGGCGCGUUCAAGUGGGAGAACGCGCGGCAGGCCGUGCUGGAGAGCAUGCGGCUCGCGCUGACGGUGGACUCGUCCCGCCUGUGGCGGCAGGGCAUCCCGGACCGCUCCUUCAUGAGCCUGUUCCUCCGCCUCUCCUGCAAGAUGCUGGAGCUGCCGGAGACGUCCAGGGGCGGCUCCCGGCAGGCGGAGCUCGCGUCGCAGCUCAUCGCGAAGCCGUUCCACCUGGCGCAGGGCAUGGAGACGGAGGUGACCGCGGCGGUGUUCCUGCUGGUGAGGGAGUGCAAGCACCUCGCCGAGUUCGUGGCCAGGCUGUGCUGGCGCCUCGUGGAGAGGCACGGCGACUCGCGACUAGGGGCGGAGCUAGCGCGGGAGGUUGGGCGCAUGGAGAUGCCCGACAUCAACAGCAAAAACACGGCCGCCGCGGCUCCGGUGAUCAACGUCUCCGAGUUCCUCCACAAGCUGGUGGAGGUCCUGCCGGGCACCGUGCACGCCCACGCGAGCGUGCUGCUCCCUCACCUCAGCAGCCGGCCUUACCAGAUUCGCCAGGCGGUUGUCUUAAGCCUCGCCGAGGUAGUUACCGCCGCCCACGAGGAUAAGGCGGCGUCGGAGGGUGGCGCGGACGGAGGGGCGGCGGCCGAGGGCGCCGCGGCGGCCGGUGGCGGCGGCAACGGGGGAGAGGAUGAGAGCCAGGUGCAGGCAGACCCUCGGCGUGUCCGCAUGAAAGACCGCAACCGGGAUGCCCUCCUCGACCAGCUGGUCGAGCGCGCUCUCGACGUUUCGCCCUACGUGCGGGUUGCGGUGCUUCGAUCCUGGGGGAGGAUCGCUGAGCGCGGGGCUCUCCCUCGCAAGCGGUUCCUCAUCGCGGCUCGUCUCGGGAGGGAUCGCCUGCGCGACCAGAGCUCGUUGGUCCGAAAGGAAGCCGUCAAGCUCCUGUCAACGCUCCUCGAGUAUAACCCCUACAACAGCACCCUGGACCUCAAGAUCAACCAGGCCAGGUGGAAGCAAGCGGAGACCGAGCUUCGUGCCAUGAGUCCCGCCCAGAGCGAGGGCGCCGAGGGCGCCGAGGGCGAGGGAGACAAGCAGCCGGAGGCCGACCAAGCAGGGUCCGACGGUGAUGGUGAGAGCGACGCCCGGAGCGAUGAGGAGGGCGAUAACGACCUCGAGGAGGAGGAAGAGGAGGGUAAGGUGGGUUUGGAGAACGAGGACGAAGCCGGGGGUGAAGGGGAAGAGGAAGAGGAAGGGGCAAAGGAGCAGAAGGAGGCGGAGGACGGGGUUGAUGGCAACGACGGUGGAGAACAGGACGGCGGCGAGGAGUUGACGAAGGAGCAGGUGGAAGUCGCCAUGAAGGCGGCCCAGUGCCACCACCUGAGGGCAGGGGUGCUGUUCAUCGAGGAGUUUCAAUCGGCGGGUUCUACCCUCGAGGGUCUUCUCGGCAGCACGACAGUCACCGACGUGGUGGAGACGCUCAGAUACUUCGUUACGGCCUGCCACUUCCAGCUCCCCGGCGCUCUCGAGGCUAUCAAGAAGUCCCUCACGCUCGUCUGGCGCACGGAGCCUGCGAUCGAGACCGCUAUCAAGAACGCCUUUGUGCAGGUGUUUGUCCAACCCGAAUCAAACGACGGGGAGGAUGAUUCGCCCCCGCCCGCCGGGGGCGCGAACGCGGCGCAGUUCGUCGCCAAGAACCUGGUGAACCUGGUAAACGAGAGCAAGGCCGGCGAGCUGGCCAGCCUGGAAGAGGUGGUGGCCUCCCUGGUGAAGGACAGCCUGGCCGCUUUGAAAGAGAAUAGGACCGCGGUGCUCGACCCGGAGAUCUUCGAGCAGCUGUGGUGCGCGGUGGGGCGGAAGGACCAGCCGCCCAAGGCUCGCGCGGGCGCGCUUCACGCCAUCGCCAUGGGUUCCUCCGCCAACCCUACCCUCGUGAACGACCUCUCGAGGCUGGAGGUGAUCCGCGAGACUGCCCUCGGCCGCGCCACGAUGGAGUCGCGGGACUGGCGCACGGUGCGGUGUGCUUGCAUCGCUCUGCUGAGGUGUGACCCCGGCGUGGUCCUCAAGAGCAAGGAGGUGGACUUGAUCCUGCCCAGGCUCAUCUACUUCUUGCAGGGGAAGUGGUGCGUCGCGGUGACGGGAGAAACGAGCGACGAGGAGCGCGCUGCGGCCGACGCGGAGAUGAAGAGCUGGUUCGCCGCUGCAGAGCAGGCCAUCGCUGUCUUGUUCCAUCUCAACCGUGCCCCCGAGGCUCUGGGAGCGGCCGUUGUCCGCCGCAUCGCCGCGGAUACCCUGUCCUCGGAUUCGGCGUCGCCCCAUGCGCUCGCCAGGCUGUGCUUCGUGCUGGGACACCUCGCGCUGAAGCUUCUCGUCUACUCGGAGGAUCUCGCGGGCAACCUGGAGAGGGCGAGGGCUAAGGUCAAGCCCCCGACGAAGGAGAAGGGCGGUGGUGGUGACUCGAGCGACGAUGACGACGCCACCGCCCAAGAGCUGGGCCUGAACGCCGAGGCGUCGGCCGAGGACGAGCAGCGCCUUACCGAGCUCGUGGAGAAGGAGAUCGUUGGGCGCAACCUACUCGGAGCGUUCGGCCCGUUGCUCGUGCGGCUCGUGGCCGACGAGGGCGGUUGCUUCGGGCACCCGCUCGUCCGGGAGUCGUCCGUGCUGGCCCUGAGCAAGUUCAUGUGCAUCAGCGAGGCCUUCUGCGAGCGGAACCUCAGCCUCCUGUUCACCACGCUGGAGAGGUCCAAUGACACGGCGGUGCGGGCAAACAUCAUCGUGGCGCUCGGAGACCUUGCUUUCCGAUUCCCCAACGCUCUCGAGCCAUGGAACCCUCACAUCUACAACCGGCUCAAGGACGACAGCCCGGGCGUGCGCGCUAACGCCAUCAUGGUCCUGACCCACCUUAUCCUCAACGACAUGGUGAAGGUAAAGGGACAAGUCAGCGCGCUGGCCGUGUGUAUGGUGGACGAGGAACCGAGGAUCCAAGACGCGGCCAAGGUUUUCUUCAACAAGUACUCCGAGCGUGGAACCAACCCCGUGUACAACGUCCUGCCCGACAUCGUAGGCCGCCUCAGCCUCGACGAGACGCUAGACCCUCACGAGUACCAAGAGAUUAUGGACUUCUUGAUGCAGUACGUGAAGAAGGACAAGCUCACGGAGCUCCUCGCCGAGAAGCUGUGCGCCCGGCUGGCCGCAAGUGAGACGGACCGUCAGGCCCGCGCCGUGUCGUACUGCCUCGGGCAACUCAAGGUGACCGAGAAGGCGGUGAGCCGACUGGCGGAGCUGGUGCCCACGUACAAGGAGAAGCUGCAGGACGACGAGGUGUUCAACAACUUCAAGACGGUGGUGUUGAGGACCAAGAGCUUCGCGACCCUCGAGAUGAAGGAAGCGGUCGCCGAGUGGGAAGCGCAGCUCCGCAAGUACCACGAGGGCGGGGCCGAGGACGAGGACGCCGCGGCGCGGGCAGCACGCGCCGCCGGACGCAAGCGGUCCCGUGGCGGCAAGCGUUCGUCGGUUGCAUCUUCAUCGAGCGGUGGCGGCGGCGGCGGCAGUCGUACGGGAGGGCGAAGGAAGGAAGCGGCGUCUGACUCCGAGGGUCCCAUCGAAGGGACCGAGACCGAGUCGAACACAAAGGCAACAACACAAGCCGGCUCUACCCGUCGCAAGGGAAAGAAGAAGGCGGCACCGGUCCUCAGUAGUGACUUGGAGUCGGACGAUGAGGAGGUAUUCGAAGGUGACGACGGGAACACCUCGGCGGAGGAGGGUGAUGACGACCACGAAGAGGAAGAGGAAGAGAACGAGGUCGACGAGCAAAGCCGGGCCAAGAAGGCGAGCGUUCGCGAUCGAGGCAAGGCUAAGGGGACCCGCGGAAGAGGAGUGGCGGCAGUAAAGGAGGAGCAAGAGGAAGAGGAAGAGGAAGCCACAUGGGGGAGCGAGGAGGAAGUUUUCGAGAAGAAACCACCCAAGCGAGGAGUCUCGAAGAAGGGCGACAAGAGCCGCGCCAGCAAGGAGAAUCGCGCGGAGGGCGGCAAGGCCAGUGGUCGGGGGUCGAGAAGGUCGAGGAACGCCAGCCCUCUAACCUCCAAGAACUGA